Clavispora lusitaniae ATCC 42720 is the source of this 588-nucleotide messenger RNA. RefSeq lists its product as uncharacterized. Lineage: Eukaryota; Fungi; Ascomycota; Pichiomycetes; Serinales; Metschnikowiaceae. Gene Ontology annotation, biological process: maintenance of rDNA; regulation of exit from mitosis. The record is from RefSeq and is a predicted model, not a curated record.
AUGGCUGCUUCGAAUAGUAUUGUUCAUGAUGACUUGUACGGACAUUUGCAGAACGACUACACCUUCUACACGCACGAUAUCAAAGGGAACCGAAUUAAGAGUGUUCGUGCCGAUAACCUUGAAUCUUCAAGAUCUGCAUCACCUGCGAGGCAUGGUAGAAGAUAUCCUGAGUAUCUUUCUCCUGUCCCUACUAGAAUGAACAAAAGAUACGAUUCAGGCACGAGUUAUGAUAGAAAUUUUAUUGAUGACACUAACUCAACGCAUGCUAGUUUAAUCACGCUGUCAACCCCUUUCUUGCGAAGAAGUGGAAACGAUUCUUGGAGAAGCGAUACAUACAAUAGAGGUAACCAUAGUUUCAGCCGAGCGAAUGACACAUUUGGCAGAAUCCUUGAAACUCCGAGGGGUUAUGACGCUUUUGCGCGUCCAGGUUCACGGCCCCAAUCACCCGAGAAGUCGCCUUCUAGACAGGGUUAUAAUAACAGUUUGAGCUACAGCCAGCGUACUCAACUUUCACCUAGUCGAUCUCACACCAGUAGACCAGCGUCUCCUCAGAGAAGUCCUUCACCUUCCAAAAGACCGUGGCAUUGA